Neolamprologus brichardi is the source of this 2751-nucleotide messenger RNA. RefSeq lists its product as uncharacterized. Lineage: Eukaryota; Metazoa; Chordata; Actinopteri; Cichliformes; Cichlidae. The record is from RefSeq and is a predicted model, not a curated record. Gene Ontology annotation, molecular function: catalytic activity.
CAGCAGAGGUCACAUGACUGUCAGGGCUGAGCUUCAGUGCUUCAGAGGAACAAACACAGACACGGAUGUGUUCUCACCAAGAGGCAGAGGGUCUGACUCCUGCUCCACUUUAAAGCAGACUGCAAGGAAAGAAGGCUAAUCUACACCGAGCAUCUGAAGAACAACAUGCAAGUCCUCAAACACAUUGGAUCCAAAACCUGUUCCAGUCCCUCAGACACCGUCAGAGACUGCUUUGAAAGCCCUCUAUAGGGCCACAGCCUGCUGAGUGAAAGCAAAGAACAAAUAUAAAGAGUGUUCACAGCAGCAAAGAGGCUGACUGACCUGUGAGCCUCACAGCCCUCAGUCAUUACUGUUUCUAUGAUGAUGAUGAUGGUGAAACAUUUCUCCCAUGAAGGUGUCCUUUUCUGCUCUGUGGUGGACAGAGAAACCUCCAUGAUGAGCACUGCUGCUGACGAGCUGCUGGAGGCCAGUUUCUCCAGGAUAAAGAUUUUGGACAAAUGUAAAGAUCAGCUUACAGACCUGUCUGAGGAGCUCGAGGAACUAAACGCAAAAUAUAACAGGAGAGGAUGUCUUAAGCUUUUUUCAAGCAGAUCAUCUUCCCCAUUGUCUUGUCCUAAAAUCACUGAAUCACUGGAGAAGUUGCAAAAGGUAGAAGGUGAAAUCAAUGAAGCCCAGCAAAAAACCGAGGAACUGUUAGAGAAGCUGAAGAUUUCUGCAAACAGCUGUGAGCACGUUGUGGAAGAAAUUCUGUCAGCAAUAGCAAAAAGACUUAAAGUCAAGAACCAAAUUAACUUCAGCUCAGCAUCAGCUCGAAAACUCAUCCAAGAAAUGUCUCUAUGUGAGUUUCAGCACAUCCUCGAAGGAAAAGUGGUGGUUGGAUAUGUAGAUAGUGGAAAGGAGUUGCCACUUCCUGAAGUCAUUCAAAUGUUGACAGAAUUAAUCCGGAAGAAUCAUGUGACCGAAGCCAGCGAAUCACUGAGAGCUGCAGCUGACGAGAUCAAAAAGUUCAUCUCGGUCCUUUUUCGUCAAUUCAGCUACAUUGUAAACAAGCUGAGCAAGCUAGCUCAACAAGCAGGUGAAGAACAGUCUGCCUCCGAAACAAGGAGUGGUGGUGACAACAAGGAAGAAAGUAAUCAACCAAGUGAGGAGAGUGGUGCUGAUGACACAAAGAAAGAUAAAGACUAUGACGCCACAGCUGACUCUUGUUAUAGUGAUGAUGAUGAUGAUGGUGGUGAUGGUGGUGAUGGUGAUGAUAGAAAAAACAAAUUUGACGAGCAGAAGAAUGCAGGAGAUGCUGGAAGCUGGGUGCUGAUCAAUUUUCGCUCGAUUGGAAAAAAAAAUAAAAAAAAACAUAAAAAAUUUGACAAUUUAUUAAAGAAAAACAAAGAUGUAUUAAUUAUAACAGAGACGUGGGUAAAAGAGGACACGGAGAAGAACAAGAACCCGGAUCAGGUCCUUCAAGAGCUGUUAACUGAAGAUUACAGAUUUUUUCAGUUUCCGAGGGAGAACAAAAGAGGAGGUGGCGUCGCGAUUUUAUUCUUACCGACAUUUGAGGGUAAAAAAAUGGAUUGGUCCUCAGUAAACCCCAAACGCUUUGAAUAUGUGGCUGCAGAGCUGGAGCGAGAUGGUGACCAACCUGUCCUGGUCAUCGGUGUGUAUCGCCCUUCUCCGAAUACUUCAAGAAAUCAAGAAGAAUUCGAUGAAUUCCUGGUGGAGUUUGAAAGCCUCUUGCAGGAAGCUUCUAUAAAAUUUAAUGGCUGCAUCAUUUUGGCUGGAGAUUUUAAUAUCUGGUUUGAUGAAAACUUGAACCAAAAAAAAACACACUUUAUGAAUUUAUUGGAAAAAUACAAUUUUGAGCAACAUGUAGAGGGCCCAACACAUGAAUACGGUCACACUCUGGAUCUGGUCUUCAGCAGAAAUGUUGAAGUCUCUGAUCUGACUGUUAAGAAUGACGACAUAGCAGAUCAUUGCAGUAUAUACUUCAAUGUUACACCAAAGCCCAAACAUCACAGGAAACAAUUUGAAGCAGGGGAGAAUGAAGAUGAAGAUAAGCCCACAAAACGAGUGAAAAACAGUGAAGAGUAGAAAACUUGAUGCACCUAUUUGUCCUUUAAAAGCUGAAAUAUGUUGGACUCCUGGACAUCCGAGCGUUCACGUUUCAGGAUUCAUCAUCAUGCACACAUAACACAUUCGCAUUGACUCAGGGGGCUGAAUAAUUACGCACACCCCACUUUGCAGUUAUUUAUUUGUAAAACAUGUUUGGAGUCAUGUAUGAUUGUCGUUCCACUUCUCUCGUGUGCACCACUUUGUGUUGGUCUUUCACCUGGAAUUCCAAUAACAUUGAUUCAUGUUUGUGGCUGUAAUGUGACAACAUGUGGGAAAGUUCAAGGGGGCCCAAUACUUUUGCAAGCCACUGUAGCUGUAAGUAAUCUGGACGCUACAGCUUUAAGCAGCUGCGCGCUCCCGCGGGCGGCAAUCGCUGUCUGGUAGACGAUCACUUUUUGGCACAACGCCUGGAGCUAAUGGGACAAAACAAUCGCAUUAGUGCUGCCGUUGCAAGAAUAAAGAAUCACAUGACCGCUUAAAGACAAAGCAACAAGGUGACAUAUACCAGUUUAUAAACUGUGUUGAUCGGCCAUGUAAAACCAGAGUCAUGAUAAACAAUAUAUACGCGGCGUUUUUUCCUGAGUGGUUUCAUCAUGUUUAUUGUCUAAGGACAGUGUGUAGUUGAUGUGUUGUCUUGUGUAGUUG